AAAUCCAAUGAAAGCCAAUCACAAAACAAAACCAACCAAACCCUAAUUAUUUAACCACAUAUAACUCUACCUCUCAACCCUAAUUUCUCUUUCUUCAAUUUCCAUUUUUGUUCUUUCUUUCUCCCUCCUUUCUCUUGUAAAAAAAAAAAAAAAAAAAGCUGAGGACCUCCCCAAACUUUGCAAACAUGCAAAUUCACCACCACCAAAACCUAAAUUUUAAGCAACCAAAAUCACACCCAUCUCUUUAUCCACCAAUUCAUCACCCCCAACCUCAAAAAUAGAAACAAACCCCAUUUUUCUUCAUUCCCAAAACCAAAAAAAUCCAACCUUUACCAAUUUCCCAUACUUUCACCGCAACAACCAUCACUCCCAAAAAUCUCUUCUUUUUCCAAAUCCAAAUCCCCAAAAUCCAAGUCAAGACAAUUGAACAACCAAAAGAAAAGAAAAAGAAAAAAAAAGAUUGAAGCUUCCCACCUUCAAUGUGGCGAUCAUGGGGAAAAUCAACGGUUCAAACAACACCCUCUUCCCCCUUCUCUUGCUCUUCCUUUAAAGACAUCCAAACCCUUUGUCUCGACGAAUCCCAACAACGCCAAAACCAACACCACCAAGACAAACCCUCUCCUUCUCCUUCUCGCUCAAGAAAACCCUCCGUUUUCCACCGAGUUCGACUCGCCAACUCGUUCCUUCGAACCUGGUCAACUCAUCACCACUCACAACCCUCCAAACUCCACCACCGAACCCACUCCCACCCCGCCCCACCCGUACCCGAUGUCUCACAACCCGAAAACCAACGUCCCAUUUAUUUCCCCGGAACCGAAGACCGCGUGGUGGUCUACUACACCACCCUCCACGCCGUCAGAUCCACCUUCGAUGCCUGCAAGAACGUCUUCUCCAUUCUCUGCGGCUUCCGCGUUCUAAUCGACAACCGUGACGUCUCAGUCGACUCCGGCUUCGCCAACGAACUAAACCACCUCAUGGGCCUCCGACGGGCCGAGUUGGACUUGCCACGUAUUUUCAUCGCCGGCAAGUACAUUGGUGGGAUCGAAGACUUGAGAUACCUCAACGAGAUCGGCGAACUGAAGAAGCUUCUCCAAGACCUGCCCGCAGCGGAUCCCACCGAGUGCACCACGUGUGCCGCUCACAGGUUCAUUCUCUGCGACAAGUGCAACGGUAGCAGAAGACUCUUUGUCGAUAACAAACUUGGCUUCAAAACCUGUCACCUCUGCAACGAAAAUGGUCUUCUCAGGUGUCCUUCUUGUCUUUCCAAUGCACCGACUCCAUUAUAAUCCCACUGUAACAAAAAAUUCCAUUUUUAACUAUUUAGAUUUUCUUUUUCCUUCUGUAACAACAUCAUGUAUAGGCCCAUUUCCUGGGGAUCGUAGAUAGAUAGAUAGAUACAAUUUUUUUAUGUAUAUGCGUGUUGGGUAUGUGUUCAUUCUCCUCUAUCCAACACCACAACGAGUUCAUUAAUGGUUUCCAAUUUAACUUUCUACCGUUAAUAUUACUA
This is a messenger RNA of Vigna umbellata (rice bean), 1507 nucleotides long. RefSeq lists its product as uncharacterized. The record is from RefSeq and is a predicted model, not a curated record. Lineage: Eukaryota; Viridiplantae; Streptophyta; Magnoliopsida; Fabales; Fabaceae.